Meyerozyma guilliermondii ATCC 6260 is the source of this 1275-nucleotide messenger RNA. RefSeq names its product Ccn1p (gene CCN1). The record is from RefSeq and is a predicted model, not a curated record. Gene Ontology annotation, cellular component: nucleus; cyclin-dependent protein kinase holoenzyme complex; cytoplasm. Gene Ontology annotation, biological process: mitotic cell cycle phase transition; regulation of cyclin-dependent protein serine/threonine kinase activity. Lineage: Eukaryota; Fungi; Ascomycota; Pichiomycetes; Serinales; Debaryomycetaceae. Gene Ontology annotation, molecular function: cyclin-dependent protein serine/threonine kinase regulator activity. The transcript has a single exon. Bases 1 to 1275 code for a protein of 424 amino acids.
AUGAAUGAACCCCGUCGCUAUGGUCCUCCUCCCAGACAACCUCGGCAAUAUCCUGUAGUACUUGAGCUCUUGGAGGCUCGUGCAAACAAAAAACUUGUGGAAGAAUACAAACCGGAUAUAUGUGAUGCUCUUGCCCACUUGGAAGCUUCCAGUGAUAUCAACCCAGCCAUGAUUGAUUUGCAACCGGAAAUUCAAUGGUUUAUGCGUCCCUUUCUUCUCGACUUCAUCGUGGAACUUCAUGCGUCUUUCAAACUUCAACCCCAAACUCUCUUUCGGUGUUUCAACGUCGUUGAUCGAUAUUGCGCCAAGAGAAUCGUGUUCAAGCGCCACUACCAGUUGGUGGGGUGCACGGCUUUGUGGAUCGCUGCCAAAUACGAGGACAAAAAGUCUCGGGUGCCUACUCUCAAAGAAUUGUCGAUUAUGUGCCGCAACGCUUACGAUGAAGAAAUGUUCGUGCAGAUGGAAAGACACAUCUUGUCGACAUUGGAAUGGGCGCUUGGUCGUCCCACACUUGAGGAAUGCCUCCAACUUUCCGUACAAUACUUCAUCGAAGACGCCGAGGGAACUCCGCAGCGCUACACCCGCCAGAAUUCAGACGGUCCCAACUCGCUCAAUUCGGCAGUGACAGCAGUGACCCGCUUCCUCUGUGAGCUCUCAUUAUACCACCGCGACUUCCUCGAGUUUCAAACGUCGCAGGUGGCCGCUACUGCCAAUGUCAUUGCGUGCUCCAUGCUCCAAAUUCCCAACGCCGCAAGACAAUUGGAACGUAUGAUUGCUCUGCUCCGGCGCCAGCAACCCUCCAACGAAAACCUGAGUCCUGAAGUCGUGGGUGCGUUUUUGAGUGGAUUUGACAAUGGAACAAUCGACAAUCUUCGCAAAAUCACCCUUUUAUUCGCAUACGCAUUAAAAAACAUCACCGAUGUGUUGUCGACCAAGUACAAGGCGCUUGGUGUCCUCCAGGUGGUUCAGAACUUUAUCAUACGUAACAGCGCACUUACGGAAACAUUAGGUGACGACUUUAAUCCUUCUGAUGCCUCCAUGACUGCAGUAGCUGAUUAUUUCUUGGGAUUGACUUAUGUCACUGGACCCAAGAGAAAUUCUCUCAGCAUCGACAACAUGACCCCAAUCACCCCACCAUCCACAUCGAGAUCAAUUUUCUCAGAAGUGCCAUCCUCAUCACCUCCUUUGCAUACACCGGGACUGGGCCAGUUAUAUGCGUAUACGCCCAAGCAAAUUUCGCCCCAAAUCGCUUCCAACUUUGCAUACUACCCUUAA